Punica granatum (pomegranate) is the source of this 3235-nucleotide messenger RNA. NCBI's taxonomy places the organism in Eukaryota, Viridiplantae, Streptophyta, Magnoliopsida, Myrtales, Lythraceae. The record is from RefSeq and is a predicted model, not a curated record.
AACGUCGGAGAAUUCCGAGGCAGUUGGACCAUAAUGCGCGUGGAAAAUGUGGAAAGCUCUGGUCGAUUUAUGUGAAUAGAAAGUCCUAGAAUUUUGAGACUCCGGUCGAAUUAAUCUGUGUAAGAAAGGUGGGAUAAUAUUAAGGCUAUUCCCCCCCGAAGCAACGGUGACAAGCUUGUAGAAAAGAGAGAAACGCAAGUUACUUUAAGCUCAAGCAGCCUUUGUGGGCUCACCGACAGUGCUUUAAGUCGCUCAAGCAGCCCAGUCGGUGCGUUAACUCGCUCAAGCAGACAUUGCGGGCUCACUUACAGUGCUUUGAGGCUAAUACAAGUGGACUUUGAAUAGUCCAUCCUUCGAUUUUGGCCAUGGCUGCUCCAUUUCCUGCGGAGAAUUCAGUCUGAUUCCCAGUUUCUGUUAGUGAACUGAAUGCAUUCCAAUGCAAAAAUGGCCAACAUCUACGCGCCAUGUAUCUGCAUUCGGCUCCCGCUCUGGGCGUGUUUCCUCAUCCAGCUCUGUAAUUUUGCUGCAGCUUCAGCUUCAACGGAUACAAUUAUAGAAGGGCAAAGACUUGGUCAUUCACAGACCCUCACAUCCUCUGGUCAGGUAUUCGAGCUGCAAUUUUUCUUUCUGCAAAACUCCACCAAUUCGUAUCUCGGAAUCUGGUAUAAAAAGAUCGAACCGAGAACCUUUGUUUGGGUGGGAAACAGGGUUCAACCACUCAAGGGCUCCUCCCCCUAUCUUACCUUGAAGCAAGGAAACCUUGUGAUCAUUGAUGAUAGAAUCACCUACAGCGUCAGUGACCUCUCCUCAGCUCAGAACACAAGGUUGACGCUGUUGGAUUAGGGGAAUCUAGUUCUGAUUAAUGGGAGAGAUUUGAACAUCAUAUGGCAGAGCUUUGAUGAUCCUACCGACACUUUCCUCCCUGGUAUGAAACUUGGGAUGGAUAAAAGGACCGGAAAAGUUUGGUCACUUACUGCCUGGGAGAAGGAGAAUGAUCCGAGUCCUGGAACUGUGUCCCUGAGGUUAAGCUCUCCAAGAUUAGAUGAACUUAUCAUCCUGAAGGGGAAUCAAACUUACUGGUCUCGUGGCUCCUUGCCGGAGAUGAGAUGGAACUAUAUCUACUAUAUCAGUUUCAUUACCAAUGAAAAUGUAUCCUACUUAACCUAUUCGAUGAAUGAUACUUUGGUUCUAAGUACGGGUGUAUUAUUCGCAUCAGGGUAGCUGGGGACACUAUGUUGGCUAGAGAGUUUCCAGCAGUGGAGGAUUGUAGCGUCCGUUCCCCAAGACAGUUGUGAUGUUUACUCUUUCUGUGGUCCGUUCAGUAGCUGCAGAAACUACAGCAAACCUACUUGCCAGUGCUUGGAAGGUUUCAGUCCCUCAGACUCCAAGCCCUGGGAACAAGACAAUACCUCUGGUGGGUGCACGAGGAAAGUACCUCUGCAGUGAGAUGAAAGCAGCUCAGUCAAAGGCAAGGAAGACGGUUUCUUGAUGAUACCCGAAGUGGUUCUGCCUCUAUAUCCCAAGAUCACUUAUGCUUUAUCUCGGCAACUUUGCGAGUCGACUUGCCUGCGCGAUUGUUCUUGCAAUGCAUAUGCUUAUAAUGGCAGUGGAGGUUGCUUCUUGUGGAGUGGAGAUCUCCUGAAUCUUAGACAACUUACUAAAGGUGACACUAUUGGUGGACAACUAUACCUCAAACUUGCUGCAUAUGAGCUCCGAAAUAAUCAGGGUACAACUCCAAACACAAGGGCUGAUAAUUUUUCCUAUCUAUGAUCACGUCCUGUCCUUGAUCUUGAGGAUCUUUUGUUUUUUGGCUUCAGGGGACAAAAGAUCAGAAAUUAAGAAACUUGUGGCUGCCAUUGUUCCUUUCGUGUUGCUCUCAAUUGCAAUUUCUGUCUAUUGCCACCAGAAAAUGAAACAGAAAUGGAAGAUGGAGGCAGCAGAGGACAUGCUACAAUUCAAUGUGGAUAUGAUGGGCAUUUCGGCCCAUGUAAGUGAGCAUCCGUCUAACCAAACCAACAAAAGUGCAAAGAGCAAGGAAUCUUGGUUGCCUCAAUUUAGCUUCACGAGUGUAUCUGCGGCCACAGAUAAAUUCUCUCUGAAAAAUAAGCUUGGAGAAGGCAGCUUUGGUCUCGUUUAUAAGGGUAAACUUAUGGUCAAGAAGUAGCUGUGAAAAGGCUUUCGAGGAAAUCGGGCCAAGGGCUGCAACAGCUGAGAAAUGAAACUACGCUCAUAGCUAAGCUCCAGCACAAGAACCUUGUUAGAAUCUUGGGCUGCUGUUUAGAAAAAAGUAAAAAAAUUUUGAUCUAUGAACUCAUGCCCAACAGAAGCUUGGACUUUUUUCUUUUCGAUCCAUUAAAGCAGGGCCUGUUGGAUUGGAAGGCGUGUGCAGGUAUUAUCGAAGGAAUUGCUCAAGGGCUUUUGUAUCUUCAUGAACAUUCAAGAUUAAAAAUCAUACAUAGAGACCUCAAGGCGAGCAACAUGCUGUUGGAUAAAGAUAUGAACCCAAAGAUAUCCGAUUUUGGGCUGGCGAAGAUUUUUGGUGGAGACGAGUCCCAAGCAAACACGAAUCACAUUGUUGGGACAUAUGGGUACAUGUCCCCUGAAUAUGCACUGGAAGGACUUUGCUCCAUCAAGGCUGAUGUAUUCAGUUUCGGAGUCCUGCUGGUGGAGAUAAUUAGUGGCAAAAAGAACACCGGAUUCUACCAGAGUGACUCGUUGAAUCUUCUUUCCUAUGCAUGGGAACUUUGGAGUGGAGGCACACCAAUGAGGUUGGUUGAUCAUUGCUCCGAUGAUACAAUGAUGAGAUACAUAAAUAUAGCUUUGCUUUGCGUUCAUGAGAUCGCUGCCAGUAGACCAUCCAUGUCUGAAGUGGUGUCCAUGCUGACCAGCCAGAAUCUGGCUCUACCUUCACCUAAACAACCAGCUUUCUUGUACUCGCAUCCCAUGCCGACCAAGAUGCACAAUGGACCCAGCACCCUGCCCGAACCCAGUUCAAGGAAUGAUGUAACAAUUUCUGUGGUGGAAGGUCGAUAGCUAUGCAGUGAAAGACUGUUGAGCUUCAGCGCAUGCUAAUUUCUUCUAUGAGUAGCCGUGAAUGAUCUCUCUCUUUCAUCAUUCAAGAUAUAGUUUUCAUCCUCUGUUCUAAUUAUUUGUCCAAUGUAGAGAUCAUGGUUUUCGAUGUUUUGAUCGUACCUCUUCGUGCACUUUUUAAUGGAUAAAGAUAAGUACCAUGACA